Messenger RNA from Alternaria ventricosa, 1287 nucleotides. RefSeq lists its product as uncharacterized. The coding region runs from base 1 to 1287 and encodes 428 amino acids. The record is from RefSeq and is a predicted model, not a curated record. Gene Ontology annotation, cellular component: mitochondrion. Gene Ontology annotation, biological process: biotin biosynthetic process. The transcript has 2 exons. Gene Ontology annotation, molecular function: biotin synthase activity; 2 iron, 2 sulfur cluster binding. NCBI's taxonomy places the organism in Eukaryota, Fungi, Ascomycota, Dothideomycetes, Pleosporales, Pleosporaceae.
AUGGCUCAAAGAGUGCUUCUUCGAACAGGCCGGGGCUUGUCGCUCGCGCCUCGCUCCCUGCAGAUCACCCGCUCCUUCAGCACCGUCCUCGAUACCCCUGUCGACCCUGGAACUCAACAAUUACGCUCACCAGCGCGGACAGGCUCCGUCUUUGAGAACGCGCUCAAUGCAAGUGCGCCCAGGACGAGCUGGACGAAGGAAGAGAUUACUGAAGUCUACAAUACUUCGCUGAUAGACCUUACACAUGCAGCGGCUUCGGUGCACCGGCGCUUCCAUGACCCCGCCGCCAUCCAGAUGUGCACGCUCUUCAACAUCAAGACUGGAGGCUGCAGCGAAGAUUGCUCUUACUGUGCGCAGUCAUCGCGUUACGACACAGGAUUGAAGGCUACAAAAUUGUCUUCGGUAGAUUCAGUCUUGGAAGCUGCGCGUGUCGCAAAAGAGAAUGGGAGCUCAAGAUUCUGCAUGGGAGCUGCCUGGAGAGACAUGCGAGGCCGCAAGACCAAUCUCAAGAACAUCAAGGAGAUGAUAAAGGGGGUGCGCGGUAUGGGUAUGGAGGCAUGUGUUACUUUGGGUAAGAACCAAGUUUACGAACUGCAUGUGAGACAUACACUGACUUUCUGUUUCUACACAACAGGUAUGGUAGAUGCCGUGCAAGCCAAAGAGCUCAAAGACGCUGGAUUGACAGCAUACAACCACAACGUCGACACCAGCCGAGAGCACUACCCCAGUGUCAUCACCACACGCACCUACGACGAGCGACUCGCCACCAUCAAGAACGUCCAAGAAGCCGGCAUACACGUGUGCACCGGCGGUAUCCUUGGUUUGGGCGAGAAGGCUCGUGACCACGUCGGUCUCAUCCACACCGUCGCAACACUACCAGCCCAUCCCGAGAGCUUCCCCGUCAAUGCCCUAGUCCCAAUCAAAGGCACACCCCUCGGAGAGACACAAGCCAUCUCCUUCGACGCCAUCCUCCGUACCAUCGCUACCGCACGACUCGUCAUGCCUACCACCAUAAUCAGACUCGCCGCUGGUCGCCACACGAUGCGCGAGGAGAAGCAGAUUAUGUGUUUCCAAGCGGGCGCUAAUGCUGUCUUCACGGGCGAGAAGAUGUUGACUACUGCUUGCAACGGUUGGGAAGAGGAUAAGGCUAUGUUUGGCAGGUGGGGACUGAGGCCUAUGAAGAUGGAGGAGACAAUUGGAGAGCAGCGCAAGCUUCCGGGACAGGAUGAGGCUGAAGCGGUUGUUGCGGCUGCGGAGGCAGAGGCUACGGUUCAGGCACUUGCUUGA